CCCGCGGGUCUUGCAGGGUUCUCAACUCUGCCGCCCUCUUCCAGCGGGCUCUUUCCUUCGCUCUCCCUCCCACGCCCUCCCUCCUCCCGCUUUGCCCGCCGCCUGGAAUGAAGAUGGUGGCGAGCGUCCGAGUGCAGAAGCUGGUUCGCCGGUACAAGCUGGCGAUCGCCACGGCGCUGGCCAUUCUGCUCAUCCAGGGCCUGGUGGUGUGGAGUUUCAGCAGCCUGGAGGAGGACGAUCAGGGAGAGAUUCAGCAAAGGAAGCCCCAGCUUCUUGAAAACAGUGAUGGGUCAAAGGAUUCAGACAGCUCUGCAGGCCGACGAGGCAGCUUAAACAGGAAGCACGAAAGGUGGAAGAAUCGUCUGGAUAACCCUGGUGUGCUGGUUGCCAAAGUGGUGAGGGCGGUCACAGUGAAGCAUCAACCGAGUCUCAAGCUGCCAGUCUAUUCGGAUACUUCCAGUCGAAGGAACUGGACGCAGCUUAGAAGGGAUGCCCAACUGGCCAUGUUCCAGCACGGAGACACCGGCAGUGUGGAAGGAGCCCCACAGCCUACCGAGAACAACUUCACUCCCAAGUGUGAAAUCACGGGCAAAGAUGCGCUGUCUGCAUUAGCCAGAGCUAGCAGUAAGCAGUGUCAGCAGGAGAUUGCCAAUGUGGUGUGCCUGCACCAAGCUGGAAACCUGAUGCCACGGUCAGUACCCCGGCAGUGCCAGCUCUCAGGGAAGGUUAGUCCUGUGAUCCAAUGGGAUGAGAGCAAAAUGGUCCAGGCCUCCGUGGACAAGCCAGUUCGAAUUGCAUACAUGCUUGUGGUUCAUGGGAGAGCCAUCCGCCAGCUGAAGCGCCUCAUUAAGGCUGUGUAUCACCAGCAGCAUUUCUUUUACAUACAUGUGGACAAGCGUUCUACAUAUCUGCACCGGGAAGUGAUGGAUCUGGCCCAGCAUUAUCCUAACAUCUUGGUUACCCCCUGGCGCAUGGUCACAAUCUGGGGUGGGGCCAGCUUGCUGAAGAUGUACCUGCGGAGCAUGAAGGACCUGCUGGAGGUGACAGAUUGGGCCUGGGACUAUUUCAUCAAUUUGAGUGCCACCGACUACCCCACCAGGACCAAUGAGGAGCUGGUGACAUUCCUAUCAAAAUAUCGGGACAAGAAUUUUUUGAAGUCUCAUGGACGCGAUAAUGCUAGGUUCAUCAAGAAGCAGGGCCUAGACAGACUUUUCCAUGAAUGUGACACACAUAUGUGGCGACUGGGUGAACGGCAGAUCCCAGAGGGUAUCGUGGUGGAUGGUGGCUCAGACUGGUUUGCCCUAACGCGCAGUUUUGUGGAAUAUGUGGUGUACACCAGCGAUCAAUUGGUCUCCCAGCUGCAACAGUUCUACACAUACACACUUCUCCCAGCAGAGUCCUUUUUCCACACUGUCUUGGAGAACAGCCAUGCCUGUGACACCUUGGUAGACAACAACCUCCGGGUGACAAACUGGAACCGCAAGCUGGGCUGCAAGUGCCAAUAUAAGCACAUAGUUGAUUGGUGCGGAUGUUCCCCAAAUGACUUCAAACCACAGGACUUCUUGAGACUGCAGCAACUCUCCAGACCUACAUUUUUUGCCAGGAAGUUUGAGUCCACCAUCAACCAGGAGGUGCUGGAAAUCUUGGACACUCAUCUCUAUGGUAACUACCCACCUAACACGCCAGCCCUCAAGGCCUAUUGGGAGAGUGUCUAUGACCGUGUGGAUGGGCUGAGUGGGUUCAGCGACGUCACCCUGACUGUGUACACAUCCUUCUCCAGGCUGGGGCUACAGAAAAUGACCUCUGCGCCAGCCCAGAAAAAAGACAGGCCGUGCAGGUUUGAGCCACAGGGUUUUCCAUCCAGUGUCCACUUGUAUUUUUAUGACGACCAUUUCCAGGGCUACUUGGUGACUCAAGAAGUUCAGAACUCUGUAACUCAACAGGUGGAGUUUCUAGAAAUAUGGAUGAUGCCCCGUGGGACUCUCAAAUUAGCGGCUAGUGGCAAAUCAGCCAACCGUUUGCAGAAUCUUGAGGUAGGUACUGAGUGGGACCCCAAAGAGAGGAUCUUCCGCAAUUUCGGUGGCCUGAUCGGGCCUUUUGAUGAACCGGUGGCUAUGCAGAAAUGGGCACGGGGACCCAACCUCACGGCCACCGUAGUUUGGAUUGACCCCACCUAUAUCAUUGCCACGUCCUAUGAUAUUACAGUAGAUGCAGAUGCAGAGUACACACAGUACAAACCACCUCUCAAUUGGCCCCUCCGCCCAGGAGCCUGGACCAUCCGCCUUUUCCAUUUCUGGGAGCCCUUGGGAGAGAGCCAGUUCCUAGUGGUUCCCCAGACCUUCAACCACAAGCAGCCUCUCCGGAAAGAUGAUGGCAAGUGGCUCCAUGCUGGCCCUCCCCGGAAUGAGUACAUGGAGCAGAAUUUCCAGGGCCUGGCUGGGAUCCUGAACCUUCCCCAUUUAGAUGAAAUGGGGCGAGCUUCCCAGCAGCACGCACAGCUCUUUGGCCAUGCUCUAGAGAACUGGACAGACAGCAGCAUCAGCAGUUUCUGGUCGGUAGCGGGACUCUGCAUGGCGAGCCCUUCUAGCUGCUCGCCCUUGGAGCUUUGUAACAAAACCUCUUGGAGUUCACUGUCCCCAGACCCCAAAUCAGAACUGGGGACUAUCAAGCCAGAUGGACGGCUGAGGUAGCAGGGGCAGCCGGCAGCACAUUCUUGGGAUCAAAGAGGCAUCGCCCCAUGGAGGGGGUGGGGUGGGGUGGGGUGGGGGACAUGAACCCCUCCUCUCUGCAGGGAAAACUCUUUUAUGACUUCAGCCUGUGAAAGUGCACCAUUGUCACAUGGGACAAACACGAGGACGGGAACCUUUUGUCGUGGCAGGCUUAGUGGUGCAAAAUGCAGCAGAGCAGAAUUCCCCACCACCAUUCUCAGGAUUUGCUGGAAAGAAGCAAAGGCAAGGAAGAGGAGCAACAUAUUUAUAAACCAACGGAGCAACGGAAACGUUCUUGACCGACAGAUUUGACUCUUAGCUCCCCAGCUCCAGCGCACCUAGGCCAGCGGGACCUCACCAAUCAUGGAGUACGCUCUGCAAGAUCAGGACUCUCUGUUCCCAAAUGGUUGCUGGCAAAGCAUUCUGGGAAAUGGCAGGAUGGAGUUGAGGAAUACAGGAAGCCAGCUGCUUGGCAGACCUGUUUUCCAUCUUCUUCUUCCUCCAACCUUUUGGUUCUUAUUUUUUUUUUUAUAAAAGUGCAUGUGUAUAUAUAAGACAAAAGUGCAAUAUAGACCACAGUCAUCUUACCUCUCUCCCCCCUCUUCAGCGUCAAUGUUUCCAUUCUCUUCUCCAACAUGUUGUCUUGAUGUUUUAUAGGGUAUAAAACAAAAUUGAGUGCCCUCCUAGGCGUCCUGGGUGGUUGGAUCUUGCUGCUAAGAUUUGAAAGUUGUUUUUUUCUUGGGGGGAGGGGUGCAAAAUGGAAAUGAGCUCCCCUUCCCAGCCUUACAAGCAAAACAGGAGCUGGGCCUUUCUGGCCAAUGUGCCAAGCUCCCCUUUUAAUGGAACUGCCGGUGGUGCCAAAUCCAAUGUACCCACUAUUGCCUGUUGUGAGGUAUCUCAAGCCUUACAGUCUCAGCUGUCUUUCCUCUUCCAGUAUGAAUUCUGGCUAUGGCUACGUAUUGGUAGUAGAGCUAGGCUAAUGGCCCUGAGUGUUCUUACUAAAGGGUCUCAAUCCAUCUGAAGCAAAGCAUUAUAUAUCUUUCCGUUUUGCCUCUUUUCAAUGGAUUACUGGACAUCUGGCUAUCUCCUUUUACCUUCCUUGGAUUCCCCUAACCUGUUUCCUCUCAUCCUUUCCACGGUUACUUCUGUAUUGUUUCAUCUUCCCUUAAUUUUCCGUUAACGCUUAAGCUUGUCAGGUUCAGACAAUACUGUGUCCUGCACACGUUUACAUGUCCUCACCCUGUCCUCUAUUGGAAAAGCUGUCCCUUUAAGAGCUAUAGCUCCUUCAGCCAAAAACAGAUUUCCCAUCCUCAGAGAGUGAUGCUGUUCUGUACUGAAUGUUGUCCAAUGUCUAAACAUAUUUCUUAGUCUGAUUUGCUCUUUCAGAAAACUGCAUCCCAGAAAACUGAGUGAACCACCCCUAGUUCAACUGGGGCCAACAAUGUCUGAGCUUGUCUUUUCCUAAUGGCUAUUGGAGGAGGGGAAGUAUCAAGAAAAGAAAUUAUUCUUUGGAAUAUUUUUAAUGUGUGCCAUAUCAGAAUAUACUGAUCAGGGAUGGAGAGCUGAUCUCUUCCCAAAUUGUUGAGUUCCAGCUUUCAUAAGACACUGCUAACAUGGCCAGGGGUUAAGAAUGAUGGAAGCCGUAGUCUGCCAUUGUGAGAGCAACAUGGGCAUUUAAAUGGUUUCAUGUAGAGUGGAGUUAUUGUUGCCUGUGAAAAGGAGUUUUAGAAUGGGUCUAUCCCCCACUCUCCAUGUCCAGCUGAAGUUCUGAAGCAACUUCAGAAAGGUUUUAAAAGGACCCUAGUCUCAGGUUUUGAUCCAAGCUUUUCAAAACCUGCAGGUGGUUAACUUCCUGGAUCAAAAGCGUAGAUGACCAGGGUUGUCUGGUUUUAAAAAUAACCUUCCGUUUUAAGGUCUGCACUGAUGCAAGAAGAAACAAAGCAAAUGGAAAUGCUCGUUGAUGAGGUAUGGCAGAACAACAACACAAAUGGUUAGGAUCAGUUCCGCCACACAUAGCAUAGACUGUGGGGCUGGGGAAAGAGUAGUACCUCAACCUGGGAAAGUUUCUUCCGUGUACUGUGCUAAGCGUCAGCUGCAACCCUUUCCAAAGAACGAGUGCUGAAAAAUGUGGUGUCAGAGCAUUAUGUAAAGUUGUCUUAUAUAUGCAACACAAAUAUAUCUACGGUAUAUCUCUA
Molecule: messenger RNA, 4903 nt
Organism: Ahaetulla prasina
Lineage: Eukaryota; Metazoa; Chordata; Lepidosauria; Squamata; Colubridae
Gene: XYLT2
Product: xylosyltransferase 2
Exons: 11
Coding region: 108-2690 (860 amino acids)
Biological process (GO): heparan sulfate proteoglycan biosynthetic process; chondroitin sulfate proteoglycan biosynthetic process
Cellular component (GO): membrane
Molecular function (GO): protein xylosyltransferase activity
Source: RefSeq, a predicted model, not a curated record